Messenger RNA from Asterias rubens (European starfish), 825 nucleotides. RefSeq lists its product as uncharacterized. The record is from RefSeq and is a predicted model, not a curated record. Lineage: Eukaryota; Metazoa; Echinodermata; Asteroidea; Forcipulatida; Asteriidae. The coding region runs from base 1 to 759 and encodes 252 amino acids. The transcript has 4 exons.
AUGGCCGCCCGUAGCAAGAGUCUUCUCUACUUCUGGAACUUCUUCGAGAAGACCGGCGGCUAUUCCUCUCGUUUUCCGUCUUUCUUAGACUUUUGGAAGUUUGCCGCCAACAUAGCGAUAAAGGACGGUGACUACCUAGUGACCCAACUGCACCGAAACCUCAACCCAAAAGCUUUCUAUCCAUACGUGAAUCAUGCGGCAUUUGAUGGGAUGGACUCUCGAGUUUUCGGGAGCAAACCCUCAACAGAAUGGAUUGAAGCCAUGAAAGAAGGACUUACAGGCCCCGGCACCCUGCUAGCCUACCCGGGUGGGUACAAUGAGAUCGAGACUACCACCGGCAAACCACUAGGUCCUUGGCUGCCCAAGGGUGAUAACAUCUUUCUCGUGUCAGCUUUUAAGGUAGCUGAUGAGAAGGACGCCAAACUCCAGGAGACGUUCGAGAAGGUUUGGAAGGAAUCUUCAGGAACCAACUUCAUCCUCAAGAAUGCUCCCAAGGCGCUCGGCAUCUCUAACUGCGGCCUGUAUAAGAAGUUUACCGAGCCUCCCGGGAUGCUGUACGUCCUCAGAGCCGAGCUGACUGGGGCUGGGGUGGACUCUGAGCCGGCCAAGACCUUCCUGGCGCAACUCAAGGAGUUCAAGUACCCGGACUAUUUGCAGAAAGUGGACAAUGAGCUUUACAUGGCGGAUUCAGAAAACAUCAUUUUCCCUCCAGCGGGGAAGAAAGAUCUCCCGGAAGGCUUUGCGUACAAACCGGACUAAAGAUUGAUAAAACAACAACCAUUGUCAUUGAAACGGGCGUGUUCUUAUUGUGAGUCUUUUUGUAUA